Molecule: messenger RNA, 738 nt
Organism: Penicillium samsonianum
Lineage: Eukaryota; Fungi; Ascomycota; Eurotiomycetes; Eurotiales; Aspergillaceae
Exons: 2
Coding region: 1-738 (245 amino acids)
Source: RefSeq, a predicted model, not a curated record
AUGGAUAUUCUCCAGGUCAUCGCUCUGUUCUCUUUCUUGUUCACUGCUGUCGUGGCAUUCCCCCAGCAGACUGCCGCAGGUACAACAACCGCGACUCCGGCGACGAUCACCAAGGCUGCGUCGCUUAGCUGCUCGGACGGGCAGACCGCUGUCUACACGACAGAUUGUACGAUGGGAACUCCCAUGUCGUACUGCGCUAGACCGGAGCCCCCGAUCCAGUGCUCGGAGGGGUACUUCCCCUCGGUUUGGCACCCAGGUCAUUGCAUGGAGCAGUCGACCUGUUACCCACUUGAUGCGUCCUGGAUCACCACCGAGUGCUCGCAUGGGGCGAUUCCAUGGACAACCUCGACCUUGUAUGAGGGCACCUUGGCAGGAGGACAGUCGACUAUCAUCAGUGGUGAGUCCUUCUCCCUCUUCGUUCUCCCUGUUCAAUUCGCCCCUUGCUCUCUGCCUUACCAAAGUAUAGCCACCGUUUCCUGCUCCUGUGCCAAAGACCAGUGGUAUAGCAUGACUAUGCUCCCAGGAGCAUCAACUGUGGACACUUUCUGCAUGCCCUCAAGCUCCUGUCCAGCAGGUAUGACAACCUCAGUCUCAACCAAUACGUACUGCGCAACAGCGCCGGCAAGCGUUUGCUCAGAUAUUCCCCUGGAAACCAACUACUGCAAGUGCGAAUAUGCAGCGCAGACACCCGUAUAUCCCGACUCUGUUGGAGCGGCUCCAACUGGAUGUCAAGCUUAA